Molecule: messenger RNA, 9306 nt
Organism: Aethalodelphis obliquidens (Pacific white-sided dolphin)
Lineage: Eukaryota; Metazoa; Chordata; Mammalia; Artiodactyla; Delphinidae
Gene: EYS
Product: EGF-like photoreceptor maintenance factor
Exons: 41
Coding region: 1-9306 (3101 amino acids)
Biological process (GO): establishment or maintenance of epithelial cell apical/basal polarity; heterophilic cell-cell adhesion
Cellular component (GO): plasma membrane; protein-containing complex
Molecular function (GO): calcium ion binding
Source: RefSeq, a predicted model, not a curated record
AUGACUGACAAUUUAAUUAUGCUUGUGAGCCUGGUGGUUCUUCACAGCAUGUUUAUAAAUGGAAGAACAACAUGUAAACGGCACUUGACGGAAGAAUGGCGUACACAGCCCUCAACAUAUGUGGUGAGUUGGACAGUGACAGAAAACAUCUGCCUGGAGUUCUAUGGGGAUUGCUGGUUUGGAGAUGUAAAUACUAAAAUGAAUACUUCUGGCAAUCAAGUUGUUCCCCAGAUUUGCCCUUUGCAAAUUCAAUUAGGAGACAUCCUUGUAAUUUCUUCUGAACCAUCUCUUCAAUAUCCAGAAAUAAAUGUGAUGAAUGUUUCUGAAGCAUCAUUCAUUGACUGUCUGCAAAAUACCACAACUGAAGAUCAGUUACUUUUUGGUUGCAAUCUAAAAGGAAUGCACACUGUUAAUUCUCAGUGGCUGAGUGUUGGGACACAUUAUUUCAUCACAGUAAUGCCAAGUGGUCCAUCCCUUUGUCAACUGGGACUUCGACUAAAUGUAACAGUGAAAGAGCAGUUCUGCCAGGAAUAUCUGAGUUCGGAGCUUUGCUCUGGGCAUGGUACAUGUCUUACUGAAAUUUGGAGCAAGAUAUACAGCUGCCAUUGCCAGCCUCCAUUCUAUGGGAAAUACUGCCAGGAGCUGGAUUCAUAUUCCUUUAAGCCAUGUAAAAAUAAUGGCAGUGGCAUUAAUAAAAGAGAAAAAUGGAAUAAGCAAGGAUAUGAAUGUAUCUGUCACCCACAAAUUUCAGGCAUAAAUUGUUCAGAAAUAAUUGGGCAGUGUCAACCACAUAUCUGUUUCCAUAGGAACUGCAGAAAUAUUACUGCAAAUAGUUUCAUUUGUGAUUGUGAGGAACCAUUUUCAGGUCCAUUCUGUGAGGAGUCAGUGGAACAUUUUGUUUCUCAGUCUUGUUGGAAAGGAGAAAUUAGUCAAAAUAAAAGCUCAGCUUACAUUUUGGAAUGCAAAGAAGGAUAUCUCAAUCAAAGCUGUGAAACCUAUGUCAAUGAGUGUUCACCAAAACCAUGUCAGAAUGUUACUGACUGCAUUGAUAUUCCAACGGAUAUCAUGUGCAUGUUUUCACCAAUAUGUACAGUCAAGCAUUGUAAGCAACUUCAAACACCACUGGAGUCUUUUCCUUGCAAGAUUAAUGCCACAAGUAUGAAAUAUGAGAAAGAUUAUCAUUGCAGUUGUAUUCCAGGAUUUACUGGAAAAAACUGUGAGAAAGUAAUUGACCGCUGCAGACUUUUCACCAUCAAUUGUCUGAAUGAAGGAUGGUGUUUCAAUGUAAUCGGAAGAUUCAGAUAUAUAUGCACUCCAGGGUGCACAAGAAAUUCAUGUCGAUUUGUGAAGAAUGUUUGCUUAAUUCAUCUGAACGCCUGCUACUGUGGAGCCAUCAGCCAUGGUAUUUUUCAAGCUGAAGUUGCAAGUCCUCCUCAAUUAAAAUACGUGUGGCAAUUGAAAUUUACAGGAUCAGAAGGUGAAAAUCAUGAAGUGGUUACCGGCAGCUACUUCUUUCUCGCUUGCAGCUGCAUGGAAGGUGCUGUCAGUCUGAACGGAUCCGAAGCCUUUGGUCAUGUGUGUUGGUUCCUACGUGAAGGAACAAGGAAGAUAUGUGCAAAUGGAUGUAGUUGGUUAAUUAUAGAAGAUGAUAAGGGAUAUUGGUGCCUAUGUACUUCCACAUGGUUUUGCAAAAUGUGUCUGGAAAACACAACUGACUAUGAAGGAAGUAGGUGUCAACAAGCUAUUUGUGAAGAGGAAAUUAAUAUAUCCAGAUGCAGCUGUUUUCUUGGUCACAUGUUUAGAGUCAGUAUACUCAAUGUUGAUGACUGCUUAGGAAACCAGAGCACAUCAGUGCAAGGCCUCUGCCUGACCCAUUUGCACACCUGCAGUUGUAGCUCUCUGCAAAGAUGUGAAAGACACAUCUGUGAAAUAGAAACUGAAGAUUGUAAAUCUGCGCCCUGCAAAAAUGGAGCAACAGGUACACAUUUAUAUGGCUAUUUCUUUGGCAAAUGUUUCCCAGGAUUUACAGGCAAACAAUGCAGAAUAGAUGUAGAUGAGUGUGCUUCACAUCCCCGCAAGAAUGGAGCCACCUGCAUUGACCAUGCUGGUAAUCAUUCCUGUCAAUGCGUGGCUCCAUUUAAAGGUAUUAAGCGUCCACUGGUGCCAGGCCUUCUCAAGAACCACCAAUGCGUGUGCCUUUCUGGUUGGGAAGGAUAUUUUUGUGAACAAGAAUUCAAUGACUGCAAAAAGAAUCCCUGUAAGAACAAUUCCACCUGUACUGACCUUGACAAUGGCUAUCGCUGUGACUGUACAUCUGGAUGGACUGGACAGAAUUGUAGUGAAGAAAUAAAUGAAUGUGACUCUGACCCAUGCAUGAAUGGAGGUCUUUGUCAUGAAUCUUCCAUCCCUGGGCAAUUUGUGUGCCUGUGCCCACCCUUUUAUACUGGAAAAUUUUGCCAUCAACACUAUAACCCCUGCGAUCCACUCAGUGAUCCUUGCCAAAACAAUUCAACAUGCUUGACUUUGGUAGAUGGAAAUCAUUAUUGCAUUUGCAGAGAAGGAUUUAAAGGUGAACACUGUGAAAUUAACAUGAAUGAGUGCUUCCCCCUUCCUUGUCAGAACUGUGGUGACUGUAAAGUCGGGCUCAACAAUUUCAGGUGUGUUUGCAGACCUGGGUUUUCUGGACCUCUAUGUGAAACUAAUGAGUGUUCCUCUAAACCUUGCCAAAAUAAUGGAAUCUCUGUGGAUCUGACAAGUAGAUUUCUAUGUAAUUGUGAACCUGAGUAUCAUGGAUCUUUCUGUGAACUGGAUAUAAAUGAAUGUGAAAUCUCACCUUGUCCCGAUGGAGAAAAUUGUGUCAAAAGAACAGGUGGAUACAUCUGCCUCUGUGCUCCUGGUUAUUCAGGCAUCGAUUGUGAAGUAAAUAUAGACGAAUGUCUAUCAAAGCCCUGUCUCCGUGACGGAACUUGUAUUGAUGGCAUAAAUCAUUACACCUGUGACUGCAAGAGUGGGUUUUUCGGAGCACACUGUGAAGCAAAGGCAAAUGACUGCCUCUCACAUCCUCCUCUACAUGGCAGAUGCAUAGAUUUCAUUGAUAAGUAUCAAUGUUCAUGCAGUGCAGAAUGGACUAGCUCAAGAUGUAAGAUCAAGAUUAAUGACUGCACAUCCAUCCCUUGUAUGAAUGAAGGCUUCUGUCAGAAGGCAGCCCAUGGCUUUACUUGCAUUUGCCCAAAUGGUACAUAUUGUGAAGUAAAUGUUAGCAGUUGUACUGAGCAUGAUCUGAAUGUGGUCCUCUGCCUUAACAGAGGGAUAUGUUUUGAUGGACCUGGACACACUUUUUAUUGCAGAUGUCUCCCUGGAUUUUCUGGGAAAUUUUGUGAAAUUAACAUAAAUGAAAGUUCUUCAUCACCAUGUCUAAAUGGUGUGAACUGUGAGGAUCACAUCAAUGGAUAUAUUUGCAAAUGUCAACAAGGAAGUUCAGGACAUCCCUGUGAGAAAGAACUUUAUGAGUGCCUUUCCAACUUACAUGUUCAUGGAAUGUGCAGAGGAAGUGAACCUGACGAAGGCUUGCCAUGUUUAUGCACACCUGGACUUGUGAUCUGCUCCAUUGGGCUUCUCUGUGGUAAUGAAAUAAGAAGAACCACCUGUUUACCUCCCAGCUCUCAAGGAAAAGAGGCCACUUCCGCACAGACACACACAGUGCCCACCUCAGGGACUUCGGUCAGUAGCAUCCCACCUGCCAGGGCUACCCAACUGUGGGCCAUAGUGAACACUACUCCAGUUGGUGAAGGUCCAAAACAGACAGACUUUUUCCAGCACGACGUUCUCCCAACCACUGGUUUGGCAGCAUUAAAUAUUGGCACAUCCUCUGAAAGUUAUUUACUCGAAGAACUGAUUUCCACUAAAGAGCUUUCAGCAAAACACAGUCUUCCUUCUUCAGCAGAUGUUUCCUCUUCUCAGUUUCUGAAUUUUGGUGCUCAUGACCCAGCACAUAUCGUCGGGGGCAAAACAUCUGUAUCAUGUAUGCCCAUCCAAACUCCAGUGGGCGCACCAGGACUCUUUUUCCCUGAUAGGGGAGAGAGCACCCCGUUUAUCAUCUCAUCCUUAAUGACAGAUUUUAUUUUUCCUACACAAUCUUUAUUAUCUGAGAGCCCCCGGACUGUUGUCUUGUCUGCUACCACAAUGAGUUCAGUAAUUAGUGGUGUUCCAGGGGCUGAUGUUGAGUUAAACAGACACUCAUUACUCUCCCGUGGCUUCCCGCCCGCAACUGCUUCCGUGAGUGCACCUCCAGUCGUCUCUCAAGAGGAUAUUGAAGAAUAUUCAGCUCUUUCGUUAAUUUCAAGAAGAGAGUCCUGGAGACUGCUGAGCUCUUCGAUGUCUCCCAUUUCUCCUGCUGAGAUAAUCAUAUCCAAGCCAGUAGCCAUCUUAAAUUCAUCAACUCUGCACCAAUUCACCACACAAGCCUCCAUUCCCAGUGAAGAGCAGGUUAUUACCGAAGCAUCCAGCAACCAGAGACUCACAAAUAUCAAACCACAGGCUGCUGAUUCUUUAAGUGAAUUAAGUCAAACAUGUGCAACGUGUUCUAUGACUGAAAUAAAAUCCUUUCAUGAAUUUUCAGAUCAAGUUUUGCAUAGCAAACAGUCCCACUUUUACGAGACAUCCUGGAUGAAUUCAGCAGUAUUAGCCAGGUGGUUUGCACGAAUGGGAACACAAACUAUCACUUCUGGACAUUCACUUCCUUCGGCUGCUGAAAUCACGCCAUCAGUGGCAAUCACAGAACUGUCAUCUUUAUUUCCUUCUACAAAGAGUACAAAAAGAAGAAUUUUAGUCUCAUCCAUAGAAGAAUAUGUUACCCUAUCAAGUAAUUUGGAUGUUAAUUUAUGCUUGGAUAAGAUGUGUUCAUCCAUUAUCCCUUCACAAACUGUCCCUUCAGACCUGACGAAUUCGGAUUUGACUUCACAACAGACUGCUGAUGAUCCUUCAGUAUCAGAAAACAUUUUUAAACUAUUGAAAAUAGGACUCUAUGGUACAACUUUGGGUCCCACUGAGAUGCUGAAUGAAGACAAGUUACUGGGCGUGCGAGAGCAUGAAGGGUCUUAUACCCGGUUCAAACCUCACACAGGGGAUGGAUCUCUAAAUUUUGAAUUAAACUUUCAAAGUCAUCCAGAAACUAUACAUUCAAGUGACCUCAAAAACAACAUGCCACAACAUGUAGACUCCACGUCUGAUUUUUCAGAAGUAACCUCUCCUGUAGCAUUUUCUAUAGUUUCAGCAACUCAAUCACUUCCAAUACAGACCUCUGUCCCCAUGUCUGUAGUUAUGCCAGAUUGGACAUAUUAUACAGAUUAUCUGACCUUAGCACCUGAUUUAAGAGAAGAGGUCAGAACUUCUUCAGAAUGGUCCAGAUGGGAGCUGCAGCCUCGUGGGCGUGGUCAGGAAUCUCCUGUGGCAAGUCAAAGGCUUUCCAUCACUAGGUCUCUUAUCUGGUCUUCCCUGGAGCCCAUUCCGGCACCUCCUCAGCUGAUGAUUUCUGAUAUCAGUUGUGUUUGUUAUUACGGAGAUUCCUAUCUAGAAUUUCGGAACGUGUUUUUAAAUCCACAAAAUAACAUCUCCCUAGAAUUUCAGACCUCCAACGCCUAUGGACUCCUGCUCUACAUCAAACAAGACUUAGAUUCAGGAGAUGGACAUUUUAUUCAAUUAUUUAUUGAAAAUGGUACUUUAAAGUACCAAUUUUUCUGUGCUGGUGAAGCAAAAUUGAAAAGCAUUAACACUACUAUUAAAGUGGAUGAUGGACGAAAGUAUACACUGCUUAUCAGGCAAGAAUUGGAUCCAUGUAAAGCUGAACUGACUAUUCUAGGGAAGACUAUAAAAGCAAGCGAAUCUAUUGGUUAUGUACCAGGAAAAGCACUGCCAGAAUCAGGGGCUGUCUUUAUUGGUGGACUUCCAGAUCUUCAUGAAGCAAACCAGAUUUCUGGACCAGUUGAGAAUUUUACUGGCUGCAUAGAAGUUAUAGAAAUCAAUAACUGGGGAUCUUUCAUCCCAUCCAAGGCAGUGAAAAAAAUUCAUAUUGACAGUUGCAGAUCCCAGGAUUCUAGCCCGUCAGCAACGUCCGCGUCUGUCCCUCCUUCUGGGGCCGCGGAAGGGGCCGGUUCCCCGGGGGCCUCACUCGUCCCCCGCGUGGCGCCGGCCACGUGCCAGGGGCGCGUGUGUCACCACGGGGGCACCUGCCGCACCGUCGUCCUCCGGGGGGGCGUCUUCUCCUUCCAGUGCGACUGUCCGCUCCAUUUCACCGGCCGGUUCUGUGAACGAGAUGCAGGUUUAUUUUUUCCAUCUUUCAAUGGGAAUUCCUACUUAGAACUGCCUUUUUGUACAACCCUAAGGAAGGAACGUAACAGAAUUGUUAACAUCUACUUGACUAUACAAACAAGCACUUUGAAUGGAACAAUUCUCUACAGUAAUGAGAAGAAUUUUGGACAACAGUUUCUUCAUUUAUUUCUUGUGGAAGGAAAGCCCACAGUUAAAUACGGAUGUGGAAGUUCUCAAAAUAUCUUGACUCUUUCUGCUAAUUACAGCAUUAACAGAAAUGCAUUCAUCCCUAUAACAAUACGCUACACAAUGCCUGUUGGCAGCCCUAGGGUUGCUUGUAUGAUUGAAAUGGCUGCAGAUGGAAAACCUCCAAUACGGAAAGAAGACACCAAGAUACCUCAUGUGUCCCAGGUAUAUUUUGAAAAAUUGUUCCUUGGCCAUAUCCCGGCAACUGUUAAGAUUCCUAAGAAUGCAGGCCACGUUUAUGGAUUCAAGGGCUGCAUUCAAGAGCUUCAAGUAAACAACAAAGAAUUCUUCCUCAUCGAUGAAGCCCUGAGUGGGAAAAACAUUGAGAACUGCCACAUCCCUCGGUGUGAGCAUCAUCUGUGCCGCAAUAAUGGUACCUGUAUCAGUGAUAGUGAAACUUGGUUUUGUGACUGUCCAAGGCUGUACUCAGGCAAGCAGUGCCAGUUUGCAACUUGUGAAAGCAACCCAUGUAGAAAUGGUGCCACCUGUGUUCCUAAAUCCGGGACAGACAUUGUCUGCCUCUGUCCGUAUGGAAGGUCUGGUCUCCUCUGCACUGAAGAUGUUCACAUCACCCAGCCCAGGCUCAGUGGGAUGGAUGCCUUUGGAUAUACCUCGUUCCUGGCUUAUUCACGGGUCCCAGACAUCAGCUAUGAUUACGAGUUCCACUUGAAGUUUCAGCUGGCAAACAACCACUCAGCAGUGCAAGACAACUUGUUAUUUUUCACCGGACAGAAGGGCCAUGGGCUGAGUGGUGAUGACUUCCUGGCCGUGGGUCUGCGCAGCGGCCGCGUGGUUUACAGUUACAACCUGGGGUCUGGCACAGCAAGUGUCAGCAGCGAUCCCCUCGAUCUGAGCCAUGGGAUCCACACGGUCCUUCUGGGGAGGUCCUUCCGAGCAGGCUGGCUGAAGGUAGAUGAUCAGCAAAAUAAAUCCAUCAUCUCUCCAGGAAAACUGGUUGGUCUCAAUGUCUUCAGUCAGUUUUAUGUAGGUGGCUACAGUGAAUACACUCCAGAUCUCCUACCGAAUGGAGCCGAUUUUAAAAAUGGCUUUCAAGGUUGUAUUUUUACUCUGCAAGUUCGUACUAAGAAGAAUGGACAUUUCAGAAGCCUGGGGACGCCUGAGGGCCACCCAAAUGCUGGGCGCAGCGUUGGCCAGUGUGAUGCUUCUCCCUGUCGCUUGAUGAAAUGUGGCAACGGUGGGACGUGUGUGGAGCAGGGAUCAACUGUUUACUGUAACUGUCCUAGUGGAUGGAAAGGAGCCUUUUGCACGGAGACAGUUUCCACCUGCGACCCUGAGCAUGACCCUCCACACCACUGCAGCAAAGGAGCAACUUGUGUCUCGUUGCCUCAUGGAUACACCUGUCACUGUCCACUAGGAACCACUGGAGUCUACUGUGAGCAAGCUUUGUCUAUAAGUGAUCCAUCUUUCAAAAGCCACGAAUUAUCCUGGAUGUCUUUUGCUUCCUUUCCUGUUCGAAAAAAGACACAUAUUCAAUUGCAGUUCCAGCCUCUUACUGCAGAUGGCAUCCUAUUCUACGUUGCCCAACGCUUAAAAGCAGAGUCAGGUGAUUUUUUAUGUAUCUCUUUAGUAAACGGUUCUGUUCAACUCCGCUACAAUCUUGGUGACAGAACUAUCGUUCUAGAAACUCUCCAAAAAGUAACUAUUAAUAGAAAUACCUGGCAUGUGAUUAAAGCAGGAAGAGAUGGUGCAGAAAGCUACCUGACUUUGGAUGGGAUAAAUGUAACAGAAAAAGCCAACGCUAAAAUGAGCUCCCUGGACACAAAUACCGACUUCUAUAUUGGAGGAGUGUCAUCCUUAAAUCUUGUAAAUCCCAUGGCAACAGGGAAAGAACCUGUAGGUUUUCAAGGUUGUGUCCGAGAAGUUAUUAUAAAUAAUCAAGAAUUACAAUUAACCGAAUUAGGAGCAAAAGGUGGUUCAAAUGUAGGUGACUGUGACGGGACAGCCUGUGGGUACAACGUGUGCAAAAACAGGGGUGAAUGUAUAGUAAAUGGCACAACUUUUUCUUGCAGCUGCUUACCACAUUGGGCAGGAAAUACAUGUGACCAGUCUGUGUACUGUUUGAAUAAUCUUUGCCUCCACCAAUCUCUAUGUAUACCUGACCAAUCAUUUUCUUACAGUUGUUUGUGUACUUUGGGUUGGGUGGGAAGGUAUUGUGAAAACAACACUUCAUUUUCAACUGCAAAAUUUAUGGGUAAUUCUUACAUUAAAUACACUGAUCCAGAUUACAGAAUGAGAAAUCUUCAGUUCACUACUAUAUCUUUAAAUUUCAGUACUACCGAAACAGAAGGUUUAAUUGUAUGGGUAGGAAAAGCUCAAAAUGAAGACGAUGAUUUUCUGGCAAUUGGUCUCCAUAAUCAGACCCUGAAAAUAGCAGUUAACUUAGGAGAAAGCAUCUCUGUACCUAUGAUUUACAGCAAUGGUACAUUCUGUUGCAAUAAGUGGCACCAUUUAAUUAUAAUUCAAAAUCAGACUCUUAUUAAGGCCUACCUAGAUGACAACCUAAUUCUCUCUGAGGAUACUAAUCCACACAAAAAGUUUGUUGCUCUCAACUAUGAUGGUAUUUGUUAUCUGGGGGGCUUUGAAUAUGGCCGAAAGGUAAAUAUUGUUACUCAAGAGAUUUUUAAAAGAAGUUUUGUUGGCAAAAUUAAAGAUGUAUUUUUUCAGGAUUCAAAAAAAAUUGAGUUAAUUAAAUCGGAAGGAUACAAUGUUUAUAAUGGUGAUGAACAAGAUUAG